AUGAGGGCGGCGCCGAUCGACGCCGAGGCGCCGACGCCUGCUCCGCGGCGGUCGUCGAUCGUGCGAUCGAUCCGCUGCGUCGAUCAUGGCCACGGCAGGGAUUUCGGAGCGGGGGGCGCGGGGCGAUCGGCCGAGUCGCGGCGGCGGGACCUGUUGCUGCUGGCUGGCACUGUGCUUGCGUCAUCGGCGACAGGAUCUGCGGGGCGCGCGGAGGCUUCAGACGUGGCAGCCGAUGCCCCGAGGCAGCCUUCCACCAGCUAUGGACAGGAGGGGGAAGUGGGAGGCCAGAGUGGAGCUGGCCUCACCCAAUUCAAUUUCUCACGACCAGGACCACUGACACCUGUCAGAUUGCCCAAGCUGGAACACACCUGUGCAGGUUGCUUUCCCCAAUGCGUGGCAGACAGGUGUCUGAUUCGACUGGACGUGCUGUACCCUAAGGGCCCCUUAGUGGAGGGACGGCCAUACCCACUGGCUAUUAUCACUGGUGGUUUUCUGGUGCCAUCCGAGGAGUAUUUGUCAUAUGCCGAGAGGCUGGCCAGCUGGGGAUACGUCGCCGUGCUGUACGACAAGAUCGAAUCCCCCGUGGACGCCCUGGACGACAUCGUCUCCGCGGAGUUCAUAAAGGAGAUCAUAGACUGGGCGGGAGUGGAUCCGCUAGUCAGUCAAGUGGCUGACAACAGGCGGGUCUACCUCGUGGGCCACUCGCGGGGGGGCAAGGUGUCCGUUCUGGCUGCCCAGGACGACAGCAGGGUUGUGGCACUUUGCCUCAUCGACCCGGUUGACAACACUGUCUAUGCACCGCUGGCGCCCGGGUUUCCAUCAGCCAUCGCCGCACUAAAUUCCGUCCAGGAGACGGUCCCCAUGGCUGUCAUCGGCGCGGACCUCGCGCAUGACUGCGCUCCAGAAGAAUCCAAUUACAAGAGAUUCUUCGAUGCCGCACAGUCGCCGGCCUGGGAGGUGGUCCUUAAGGACACAGGGCAUUUCCAGUUUCUGGACCGCAGCACAGCCGUCGAGAAGCUUGUGUGCGUGACAG
Messenger RNA from Ostreobium quekettii, 1033 nucleotides. Lineage: Eukaryota; Viridiplantae; Chlorophyta; Ulvophyceae; Bryopsidales; Ostreobiaceae. The record is from the annotation of a GenBank genome assembly.